Molecule: messenger RNA, 1574 nt
Organism: Momordica charantia (bitter melon)
Lineage: Eukaryota; Viridiplantae; Streptophyta; Magnoliopsida; Cucurbitales; Cucurbitaceae
Product: NF-kappa-B inhibitor-like protein
Source: RefSeq, a predicted model, not a curated record
UCCGAUUUCAAUUAUGGGAGGAGUAAUAUAUUCAAAUUUCCCCAUGUGGCGACGGUGAUUUCCUGCUGUUGAAGAGAGAGAGCACGAUUGAAGCUCGGAUAAGCCAUGGAAACUCUUUCUAUGGUUACAUGCUUUACCAGCAAGAAAACUCCAUCUUCUACCAGAUUCGUAUCUCGCAGAGCUACUCCAUUACCCCAUUUUCAGAAAUCAAAGCUCCAUUUGCCACUCCUGCGAACAAGAAUUCGCGCAGUUUCUUGUUUUUCAGCAAGUGAAAUUACCGAUGAGGAUGUUCUACAAGCAUUCAUCAAGGAACGAAAACUAAAUGGGGAUUUUAUAUCAAAAACUUCUGAUAUGCUUUGGCAGAAUGAGGUCUUGAAGUUUGAAGAUGUCAGUGAUGUCAGCGUUGCAGAUGUUUCUCAAGAAGUGCUGGUUGCUGAAAAUGAUGAUGAUGGUGGUUUUUUGAAAUUGUCCGCUACUCAAUCAUGGGUCUCAGGUGGCAACUCUGCACCAAUCAAUAAAAAAGCUGGUGAUAAGACAUUACUCGAUGACCGUGAAAGGAGGAGGAAACUUAACUUUCUCAAAUAUGAAGCCCUCAAGAGGGAACUAAUGCUUUUGUCUGUUGGCAUUGGAACUGCAUGCAGUGGGUAUUGCCUGAUUGUAUUCUCGUUCCAGGCUGCCAUUAGUUAUGCAAUAGGAGUUCUAUUGAGCUGCUUAUACCUCCAGCUCUUAUAUCAACAUGCUGACAAACUAUCUAAAGACAUGGUUCCAGAUAUCUUCACUCGGAAAAAGACAAAGAAAAUUGGAAUAAGAAGUGAGGAUAUCAAUAACUUUUUUGAGAAAUCAGUGAAGGGAAGCGUCAUUGCUCUUUCAUCGCCAAGGCUUGUGAUUCCUGCCGCAAUAUAUGCAUUGUGGAUCCUCUCUCAUAAAUAUCUAGCCAACGACUUCUUCGACUUCCAGCUCACGCCAGCCAUGCUUGGGAUGUUCGUCUAUAAAGCAGCUGCACUUGUUCAAGUUUACAGGGAUAACGAAAAUCUGGGAUUGGUUUUUCCAGAAAAUUGAGACUCGGCAUGACUUCACCGUGCUUUUUCACAUUAGUUGUAAAAGUAAAUGACCGACCUGCCCACUUUAUCUUUGAAGCAACUGUUGGUUGUGUCUAAAAAGUCUGGAGUUUUAUGCAGUGCAGGUCAGAUCAUCAACUCACUGUCCUACACUACACAAUACCUGCCAUGGAGAUAUUCAGUAAUUCAAACAAGAACCAUUGAGAAUAAGUACGAUGCCAUUUCACGUUCUCAAAGCUCAAAUGUUGGUUGCUUGGUCAAGAGAUGAUGGCCUCACUAUUUGUUUGAAUACUUGGGUCGGUAAGGCUUUAUCAAAGUCGAGGAAAGAGCAUAUGUCUUUACCACUGAGCUAUGCUAGUAUUGUUUGUUGAUCAAGAUUUCUACGGAGGCUCUUGAUAUGCCCAUUUUUAAUGAUAAACCCACAUUUUAAUGUCCCAGAUUGUUUUGACAUAUUAUCUUAUUUGGAAGGAUUUGAUUGAAACAAAUCAAUAUUAACGAUAAAGUUGAAGAUUGACA